Diabrotica virgifera virgifera (western corn rootworm) is the source of this 11687-nucleotide messenger RNA. RefSeq names its product longitudinals lacking protein-like. Gene Ontology annotation, cellular component: nucleus. Gene Ontology annotation, molecular function: protein binding. The record is from RefSeq and is a predicted model, not a curated record. The transcript is spliced from 3 exons. NCBI's taxonomy places the organism in Eukaryota, Metazoa, Arthropoda, Insecta, Coleoptera, Chrysomelidae. Gene Ontology annotation, biological process: regulation of transcription by RNA polymerase II. The coding region runs from base 159 to 536 and encodes 125 amino acids.
UCAAAUAUGUCGACUGACAAUUGACAAUUCUGACAUUUUGUUGUUUAGGAAGUAGCUGAGCUUGCGUAAUUUAUUGUUUGACAUGCUAUUCUAGGGAUAUUGUAAAUAUAGAGAAAAAUUAGGAAUAAUUCUAAAUAGUAAAUAUAUUUAUCUUAGACAUGGCGGAUCAGCAGCAAUUUUUUCUAAAAUGGAACGAUUUUCAAAGUAAUAUGGUGUCGUCUUUUCGACACCUUAGAGAUGAAAAAAGUUUUACAGACGUGACGUUAGCUUGUGAGGGACAAACGUGUAAAGCUCACAAAAUGGUACUGUCCGCCUGUAGUCCUUAUUUUAAAAGUCUAUUAGAGGAAAAUCCUUCAAAACACCCUAUAAUUAUUCUCAAAGAUGUCGCCUACAGCCACUUGCAAGCUAUUUUAGAAUUUAUGUAUGCAGGAGAAGUGAACGUAAGUCAAGAACAGUUGCCUGCUUUCUUAAAAACAGCUGACAGGCUUAAAGUUAAAGGAUUGGCAGAAGCUCCACAGGCAAUUAAUAGGGAAUAGUUUAUAAACUACCUUAGUACUUAGUAGAGAACAGUUUUUCACAAAAAUCGUGAUUUUUAGAUAUCUAUCAAAUUUUAUAAUUUCUUUAACAUACCUAUUUAAAAUUAUAUAUUUUAAUAGAAUUAGGUUUUAGAUAUAUAUUAUUUGUUUAAUCGUGGGAGAUGUAUCUUUUUUUUAUAAUGUUUUUGAUCAAAAAAAUAAAAUGUAGAUUGGUUGAAGUACUAUUAGACAGUAAUUACAUUUUUACAGUCUAUUUCAAAGAUCUCAUGCUAAAAUUAUUGAAUAUGAAUUAGUUCCAUUUGGAGAUGGAAAUAAGAAUUUUGUAACCCGGGUACAAUAGUGCCUCUGAAAUUUGGUAUACACAAAAGAUAACAAAUCUAACAGAACUUCACUGAUCUCAAUUUUUUAAAUAUUUGCAGAGAAUGGUCAGUAUAACUUUGUUGAGGGCAUUUAUUAGUCUAAGUUUUCGAAGGUACUAUCUUUUGCUCAUAAUAAUCAUAACUGCUUGAUAAUGGAACUGAAUAUAAUGCCAGUUAGUCUAUUGUUGCAUUUAUGUAGUUAUCCUGAAUAUUUGCAAAUGAUAAUAAUGCAAGAAAGUAAACAAACUUCCUCAUUUUUCAGGUUUGUUUCAUUUCUUAGAACAUUUUUUGUUUGUAGUAAUAGUUGAUAUCUAACAACAAUUUGAAUUUGUGAAACACUGUUUACCAUAGUGUUAAAGCUACAAUGCAUAUUAUAGUCCAAAAUUCAUUGUACAGGUUACUCAUUUUCUAUAGUUAAUUUGAACAGUCAACAUGUACUUUUCAAUGCCUCUCGUACUAGUAAAAAAAAAUUUUAAACAUGUGUUUAUUGUGAUCUGUACACUGAAUCUGUACUCAACGCAAUGUUGUUCUGACACUGUGGAUGUUAUUUUGAGACUAAGCAGAGUUUGACUCCUAGUUUGCGGAAAAUUUUGGAUUUUUUAGGAGUUAAAUUUAUGUUUUGCAUUCAUAAAUACUUACGGUUUUCUUUUUUGUGUCUAUAAUGUAAUUUCAAUUUGUAAUUAGGUAAACAUAUUAUGGAAGUACACGAGUGCAUAUAUUAUUUUAUUGUUUAAGUAACUUUAGGAAAUGAGACUUUAUAUUAUCGGGUGGUGGAAAUAACAAGAUAUAUAUUUUUGGGUUUAGGUCACAUUUUUAUUCUUCUUCUAAAGGUGCCUAUCUUCUGGAGAUGUUGGCGACCACAUUGAUCCAUCUUAUUCUAUUUACGGCAGCUCGGAAUAGAUCAGUUGACGUUAGACCAGUCCACUUCCUUAGAUUGGCCAGCCAGGAUAUACGUCUACAUCCAGGGCCUCUCUUGCCCUCAAUCAUGCCUUGCAGAAGUAAGCCAAUUUUCUGUUCUUUACGGUGUUAAUUAUUUCUUUGCCUUUUCUUAGCCUCUGGAGAGUAAUUAUGUUACUCGUGUGGUGUAUAUAUGAGACCCUCAACAUGCGUCGGUAGCACCACAUUAGCACUAAAGAUGUAACAUCUAAGAAUUUUUAUUACUCUGGGCUAAUUAGCAAAAUACAAGGAAAAGUUAUUUACCAGCAAUUUUAUUGCUGGAAUCGAAUCUUAUGAUUAUAUAUAACUAAUAUUUGGGAAUGCCGAAAAAGACUUUUUAAAAAAACUUUAUUAGAGCUAAAACAACUAGUUACAAUAAAAGCAGAAUCUAGACUGAACUAAGAAUACAAUUUAAUAAAACAUUAUGAAAAAUGCAAUAUAACAGUUCACACGAUUUCACCUAGCGUCAGCACUCAUGAGUUCAAAGUCAAAGUACCAUGUCAUCAGUUCUAGGCUGGAAAUCCAUAGGCGUCCCUCUAUUACUUAUAUUAAUAAUAAUAUAGGUAUGCAGAGUCCACAGAUAGUGUGCUACUUUUUUUAUAAACAAAAUGGCGCCCGAAAAUCGUGUUAUUUUCAAUUUUUGCUCUAUAACUCAAAACAUUUUACCUUUACACCAAAUAUACCCAAAUAAAAAUUCACCGUAAUUAAAUUCUGCAUAGAGAUGUGUUUUUCCCUAUUUACUUCGACGAAAAUUUUCCCCGGAAAAUGCGGGUUUUUCCAAAAAAUCUUUAAUUUUAAACUAAAAUUUUAGAUAAGUAAUUGUUUAUCAAUAAUUAAGUAACUUGGUAAUAUAAAAGCUCUUUUCGUAUAGAUUAUAAUUCCACAAGCCGAUGGAAAUUGAAUGAACAGUUUAAGACAUAACAUAGUUAUGAUACAUAAGAAUAACUAUGAUUUUUGUAUAAAAAAACACUGUACCUAUCUAAUGUACUUUACAGAAUUGAAAUUGGACUAUUUAAGCGGCCUCAGGAAUAUUUCAAAAUUAUAAACAAUUUUUUGGGUUAUAAACAAAUAAAAUAUCUUAGGAAAUAUUAAAUUAAAUCAAGAAAACGGUACUGGAAAAAAAGCGGCAGGGCGCUUCUUUUAAAAGAAAAAACGUUUAAAUGUGAUAAGUGGUUCUUGAGAUACAACCGGUCAAAGUUGACCGGCAUUUACGGCAAAGAUAUAAACAAUAGGAUCAUAAUUUUCUAACCAUCACCUUUUUUUUCGGCCCUCUUUCUCCACACCAAUUUUCUUAUCUUUAAAAUACUCAUAACAUAUAUUAUUAUAAUAAAAACUAUCGAUAUUACGAGUGAAAAUUGCCAAAAAUAGCAAAAUUCAAAUCAAAAAUUAAGUUGGAGAAAAUGUAAUCUUCAAGUUCAAAAUCGGUAUACGUUAAAAAAAUGCAUUUUCUCGGCUUUCCAUAUAGCAAUUUUCUUCAUUCUUUUUGUGUUCCCAAGUAACUCGAGUAGAGCUAUCUAACUAACGCAUUAUUAAAUGUCAAACUUGCUUUUGUUUUGUUAUAAUAAAUUUAUUUACUGAUUAUAACAAACAUUUUUAAUUUGUUUAAAUAAAGAUUGUUUAAAUAAUUAUACAGCUUUCAAAUGAGAAUAUUUGCGUUUUUAACGUUAAAGGGUACACUUGUAGUAAGUUUAUCUAAAAAAUGUCUACAACUGGAAAAAAUAUGUAGUUUUCUUUUCUUAUAAAUAAAUUAAUCUAUUAUAACAAAACAAAAUGCUGCGUUAGUUAGAUGGCUCUACUCGAGUUACUUGGAAACAAAAAAAAAAGAAUAAAGAAAAUUGCUUUAUGGGAAGCCGAGAAAAUGCAUUUUGUUAGCGUACACCGAUUUUGAUCUUUGAGAUUACAUUUUCUCCAACCUAAUUUUUGAUUGGAAUUUUGAUAUUUUUUGGCAAUUUUCACUCGUAAUAUCGAUAGUUUUUAUUAUAAUAAUAUAUGUUAUGAGUAUUUUAAAGAUAAGAAAAUUGGUGUGGAGAAAGGACCGAAAUAAAAAGGUGAUGGUUCGAAAAUUAUGAUCAUAUAAUAUAUGAUCAUAAUUUUUGCAAAGAUAUAUUAAAUCUUUGCCGUAAAUGCCGGUCAACUUUGACCGGUUGUAUCUCAGGAACCACUCAUCACAAUUAAACGUUUUUUCUUUUAUAAGAAGCGUCCUGCCAUUAACAAUUCAAUUGUUGCUAAACUGUUCGUUCAAUUUUUAUCGGCUUGUGGAAUUAUAAUCUAUACGAAAACAGCUUUCAUAUUACCAAGUUAUUUAAUUAUUGAUAAACAAUUACUUAUCUGAAAUUUUAGUUGAAAAUUAAACAUUUUGUUGAAAAAACCCGCAUUUUCCGGGGAAAAUUUUCGUCGAAGUAAAUCGGGAAAAACCCGUCUCUAUGCAAUAUUUAAUUACGGUGAAUUUUUAUUUGGGUGUUUUUGGUGUAAAGUUAAAAUCUUUGGAGUUAUAGAGCAAAAAUUGAAAAACACGAUUUUUGCUUGCCUCUUUGUUUAUAAAAAAAGUAGCACACUAUCUGGGGACUUUGCAUACCUAUAUUAUUAAUAGAUACAAUCAUAAGAUUCGAUUCCAGCAAUAAACUUGAUGGUAAAUAACUUUUCCUUGUAUUUUGCUAAUUAGUCCAGAGUAAUAUAGGGCAUGCCGCUCUUUCGUGAUCUGUUUAAUUUUCUCUAUGCUCUGGGCCUAGAUUCCGUGCACUGUAGAUAUCUACAUGUCGCUUUCUAUCGAUAUUUGAAUAUCAAAAUAUAUGAAUUUUUAGCUUUAAUUGAAUUAUUUUCUAGUUUUGCUCUAGUUUAUCAAUUAGAGUAUAACCUAGCAAAACUAGAAAAUAAUUCAAUUAAAGCUAAAAAUUCAAAUAUCGAUAGAAACCGACAUGUUGAUAUCUACAGUGCACGGAAUCUAGGCCCUGAAACGACUCAGUGUAUUGAGGAUUCUGCAAAACCCGUUGCUUUAUAUAGAUUUGAGAGUGGCGUUGGUUUCAUGCACCCCAUUACUAUCCUGCACGUCUCAUUUAGCGUAGUAUAAACUUGUUUGGUGUGGCAGAUGUGCCCCAAACGGGGCACGCUUAUUCAGCAGUUGAAAAACACAAUGCCUGUGCCGUUGUUCUUAAGACGCCAGGAGAUGCACCCCAUUUUCUUCCCGUUAACUUCCUGAGUAUGCUGUUCCUAGGUGUUACUUUCCCUCUCGUUUUUAUGCAAUGUUGUCUGUAAGUGAGGGACCGGUCCAACCAGACCGGUGAGUUACUCCCAAGAUAUAUAGCUUUUUCUGUGUGUUCUAACGUAUUACAAUUCCAAGAAAUUUGGAGUUUUCGCUUGGCUUGCUUUAAUAAGAUAGUACGAAUAGCACGAGAUAAGUCGCCAAAUGGACGAAGAAGUAUUGGCAGACCAAGAAAAAGAUGGUGCGAUCAUUUAAACAAUUUAGGAGGCUCAUAUUGAAGAAGAAACAGGCUUUAAAGCCUACAUACAACAAGGAAGAAGAAGACUUGUAUUUUAUAAAUCCUUUUCGUGCUAUUUCUAUUCUUACCUUUAUCUCCUCAUCUUCUCAUCUUGAUCUAAUUGUGACUGGAGAGAACUAAGAAACACAAUACUGUUAAGUCUUCAGGCACUAUUUGUACGAUAACUUGUACAUAGGUGAGAUUGUGAAUACAAUCUUAGGAUUGGACUGUAUGAGGAUUGCUAGUUUACUGGUUCAAGUGGGAGUAUAAACGUUUUAUACAGACAAUAUUGAUAUGUAGAUAAGAGUCUUACCAAGUUGUGAAGCCUUGUUGAACACUAGAGCCGGUCACACACACGAGUUGACUGUUCUCGUUCCAUGUGCCUCGCGUUUUUACUGCUGGGUAAUCGUGUAUGGCGUCACUCCCGAAUUAACUGUUCGUGCCCGACUUUUGAUUGCUCGUUUCAGCCCAAAAGAAAGGCUGUACCCUCAAGAGAUGAGCGGUACCGACUUGAUCCGUCGAAAUAUCGUAAAGAAAAAGAAAGAGGUUGCACUCUCGUGGCGAGUGGUACGUGUUGACCGUUUUGCCGGCGUAGGAGAAGAGAGAAAUUCUCAAUCGCAAAUUGUCCAAAUAUUGUCUAUCUGUAAGGGUGAGGAGAGAGGGUAAGAAAUAGGAGGGAUGAAAUAGUACUAGUGAACAGGGCUGGCUUGCGUGCUAUUUAAAGUUAAGGGUUUUAAUAAGAGACUACACACAGUAAAAAAUACAAUAAUAUUUUUGACAUGUGAAAAUUUAACACUAUUUUUGGAGCUAAAGUCGCCCAAAAAAAACUUAGCUAAGGUGACCUGAUCAUUAAAAAUGUAUAAUCUUGUUUUGCUGAGUACCGAUUUGCUUAUAUAAAUCUCCGACUGUAAAAGAUAUAUAUUUCUAUUUAGGAGAGACUCAUUAUUGGUAUAAUUUUUGUAAAUGAUUAUUUUUUCGAUUCAUGUCUAAAAACUAGCGAUCUUGCAAUUACUUUAGAGCUCCCGACAAAGUGGUUGAGAUUUUAUUUAGAAUUUAGAGUUCGUCGCUAGCUUUUAGUCUACAACUCGUUUUAUAAUGUUUGUAGAUGUAUCUAUAAGGAAUUAAUUUUCAAUUAUAGGAAAGAUGACAUUUUAUAUUUUUAUAAACGUCGCAGAUAUUUUUCUGGUUGAUUUUUGUUUUCAUUUCUGUAAUUUAUUUUUUUUGGUAUUACCGUAUUGUUACCACCUUAUAUAUUUAUUGAUCGAAAAUUAGAAAAAUAAUACUCAAAAAUUCUGUCCGUUUUAAUAUAUCUUUAGUUUUAUUAAGCUUUUUCACUUUUGGAUGUUGUUUCGGAAUAAAAAAAUAUAUAAAAAAUAAAAAAUCAAUGGGAAAAUCCCAAUAGUUGGCUGUAUACCAUAGUUUAAAAAACCAAUACAGAAGUAAAAACUUCGAGAUGUAUUCUGGUAUAAAAUCGUUUAUUUAAAACUAUAAAAUGUCAUCGAUUGCAGAACGUUUUCGUUCUAAACAGAACAUCUUCAGUGCAUCCUGCCAAGUAUUUUGAAACUUGCACACUGUAAAUAGUGUUAUCAUCAUAUAUGGUUUACAUAAUGUAAUAUGUUAAAAUGUUAUGACUACAAGUCGAUGUUAAUGGAUAAAGUGGAACACAUGCUAAAAGGGUGCCAUGGUUCCCUGCUCGAAGAUACUAGGUACUUGCCAAUUCAAUGGGCACAGACCAGGUUGGUCUGUGCCCAUUGAAUUGGCAAGUACCUAGUAUCUUCGAGCAGGGAGCCAAUUCAAUGGGCACAGACCAGGUUGGUCUGUGCCCAUUGAAUUGGCAAGUACCUAGUAUCUUCGAGCAGGGAACCAUGGCACCCUUUUAGCAUGUGUUCCACUUUAUCCAUUAACAUCGACUUGUAGUCAUAACAUUUUAACAUAUUACAUUAUGUAAACCAUAUAUGAUGAUGUUAACACUAUUUACAGUGUGCUAGUUUCAAAAUACUUGGCAGGAUGCACUGAAGAUGUUCUGUUUAGAACGAAAACGUUCUGCAAUCGAUGACAUUUUAUAGUUUUAAAUAAACGAUUUUAUACCAGAAUACAUCUCGAAGUUUUUACUUCUGUAUUGGUUUUUUAAAAAAAUAUAUAAUUUCUUUUAUCAGUAAUUAUUCCUAUACCAACUAAACAUUAUAUAGAAAGGCAUUCAACCGGUAAAUUGAUCAAAUGUCUGCCUCAUCAUCUGAUUACAUGAGACCAGCAUCUAGGGAAAAGGGAGAUGAGCUAGCUACACUCCUCCACGAAAAUAACGCACCAUCUUAAAAUUGGAACAUUUUUGAUGUCUGGAUGGAAUUUUCUAAACCUGCUGUCCGAUUUGAGUGAUUUUUUUUUAAUAUGUUAUAGCCUUAUUCUUUAACAAUAUCGCUGUUGUGAUGUUUUCUAGCAUUUAUAAAAUAUUGAAAUUAAAACUCAAUUGUAGCCUUACGCUUUCUUAACAUUUUGUUUUUUGAUUCAUUUCCUUAUGCUCGAUAAUAAAAGAGAUAAUUAUGUACUUUUAUAUUACAAAUAAGGUUUGCUAUAUACUAUAUCCUAUAUACUCCAGGGAAAUAAGGUUUUUGUCGGGACACUUGAGCAGCCAGGUUGCAAAUGGGUUUUUUGGGUACUAUAUACCUAAUACAUUAUACAUACAAAAAUGCCCGUCACAGUUUGGACGAGAAAUUUAGUUAUUAACAAAUAAGGGUCAAAAAAAUGAUAGUUUCUUCGUUUAAAUCGCUAUAGGUAAAAAUAGGAUAAUUAAAUAUCUUAUUUAUAGUAUAUUCUUCUUUUAGUAGAUGAGCCAAUGUUUAAAACGGCAGUUUUUUAAUUUUGGUCCGAUCAUUUGUUGCUUCGAAAAUUGCAAAAUAAAACUAAAAUUUCGAAAAUAAAAAAUUUGCUAUAACUUUCGCGAAAGUGACCUUACGACUUUUAUAUUUCACAAAAAGUUGAGUAAAAGAGUCCAUAUACUGCACAAAAAAUUAUAAGACGAUUCGUCAAUUAGUUUAAAUUUUAUUCAAUUUGUUUAUCCCAAAGAGUUUUUCUUGUAAUGAUAUUGUUCAGAAAAUAAUAAUUAUAUAGAAAUUCUGUGAAAACCACAUGAAAGAACAAUAGUCUUGUUUUCAAAUUAUUGAAGAAAAUCAUUAAAAAGUAAUUUUUGUCACUACGAAAACAUUUUACUAAAGUAGAGUCAUUUUUGGCUUGAAAACAAUUUGAAUAGCUUUGUUAAUAUUGACUGUAGAGUAAAUUUACCUUGGAAUUUCAAAAGCUGGUAUUUUUACACAAAUUUUCAAAAAAAACUUUUCGCCUAUGUUAAUUACGGUCAAAGUUAGCCACUUUUAUUAUUUAAUUCACAGUUACUUCAAUAUACAUAAAAUUCUCCUGUAACAGUGUUAGUUACCAUACUACUCCGAAACGGCUUGGCCGAUUUUUAUGAAGUUUUACAAGUGUAUCCUAUGGGACUGAGAAUAGGUUUUAAUCUAUUUUUCAUAUCCAUAAGUUAUAAGGGGGUUGCCCCCCUGAAUUUUUUUUUAUUUUAUUGCAUCCCUGACAUACAACCCUUAAUUUACACUUUUCCAUCACCAACCCCAAUUUGUUAAUACUUAAUACCCAUCUAUAAAAUUCUCCUGUCACAGUGUUAGUUGUCACUCCUCCGAGACCGCUUGACCGAUUUUUAUGAAAUUAUAUACAUAUGUAUAUUCGGUAGGUCUUAGAAUCGGUCGUAAUCUAUUUUUCAUAUCCCUGAGUGAUAAGGGGAACUCCCCCUAACAUUUUGAUUAAAAAAUAACAUAAAAAAAUUAUGAUCAAAAUCCAUCAACAAGCUCUGGAGAUAUUAAUCACAGCAUAUGUUUGAAGAAUCAGUUUCAUUUUUUUGAGUGCACGGAUUUUAAUAAUUCAUUUCCACCGACCACAAAUCGAUUUCGUUAGAACGUUAUUUUUAAAGAUUUAUUAACAACUAUGUUGAAGUUUAAAGUUUACUUAAACUUUUUACACAUAAACUAUACACCUUCAACUUCGAAAUGGCGCUAGUUGGGUUGCUUAAUUGUUACAAACAAAGUAGCUGUCAAUUAAAUAAAAAAGUGGCUAACUUUGACUAAUUAACCUAGGCAAAAAGUGUUUUUUUGAAAAUUCGUAUAAAAAUACCAGCUUUUCAAAUCCCAAAGUAGUUUUAAUCUAGUCAAUAUUAACAAAGUUAUUCAAAUUGUUUAUGAACUACAAAUGACCCUACUUUAGUAAAAUGUUUUCGGAAUGAUAAAAAUGACUUUUUAAUGAUUUUUUUUAAAUACUUUGAAAUCAUGAUUUUUCUUCUUUCAUGUGGUUUUCACAGAAUUGCUAUUACAUUACUAUAUUCUGAACAAUAUUAUUGCGAAAAAAAAGUUCAUUGGGAUAAACAGAUUGAAUAAAAUUUAAACUAAUUGACGAAUUGUCUUAAAAUUUUUUGUGCAUUAUAUGGACUGUUUGUCUCAACUUUUCGUGCAAUAUGAAAGUCUUAAGGUCAUUUUCACAAAAGUUAUAGCAAUUUUUUUAUUUUCGAAAUUUUAGUCUUAUUUUGCAAUUUCUGAAGCAACAAAUGAUCGAACCGAAAUUCAAAAACUGCCAUUUUAAACCUUCGCUCAUCUACUACGAGAAUAACAGUAUAAAUAAGAUACUUAAUUGCCCUAUUUUUACCCGUAGCGAUUUAAACGAAAAAACUGCCAUUUUUGACACUUAUUUGUUAAUAACUAAAUUUCUCGUCCGAACUGUGACGGGCAUUUUUGUAUGUAUUAGGUAUAUAGUAACCAAAAAACCCAUUUGCAACCUGGCUGCUCAAGUGUCCCGAACAUGGUAUAUUUUUGCCUUAUUUCCCUGGAGGAAUAGUCAAUUCGCUAAUCUGAGACGCAACUGUCUAGUGAUGUUAGUAAUUUUUUUGGGAAGUUAGGUUGCUAGACGUGACUGGAAAUUACUACACAACCUAACAUACCUUCUCAUAGCCAAUAUUAUUGAUAGUAAACAGACAUAAGUAACAUAAACCUUACGCCAGUCAAUAAUUAUUUAUUGUACAAAAUAAAAGUAUUUUGAAGAAAUAAAUUCCACAAAAUUUUAUGAGUUUAGGAUACACUCCCACUAUUUCCAAUAAUUCUUCUUUUUUUAAUGAAAGAUUAAGUUGAUUUGAGCAGUUAAUAGUGUGAGGUAGUAAUUUUUGUGUUGUAUGUUUCGUACUCUGAAUCUGUCAAAAUGAAUCUCGGCUGAGCGAAUUUAGUUUAUUUGGUCUGAUCAAUAUCAUUCCAACUCUCGAGAGCUACUGUUUCUACCUGUUGUAAAGUUCUAGGAGGUGGCAAACGCUGUCAUAGUAUUCUGCCAAUUAUGUUCCAUCAGGUUAAGAUCUGGAUUAUACGGUGGUAAAAUUAAAAAUCCGAAGAUUUACCUGUUGUAAAUAUUCGGUUACAGUUCGUGCAGCGUGAGGUCUUGCAUUAUCGUGCAUUAGCGAAAAAUUGUUACCAACAUAAGGAGCCGAUAGCAUGGUAGCUAAGUCCUUCGCUACGUAUGGUCACUGCUUGAACACACUCAUCGCGGGUCAAAUUCCUUGUGGCUCGUUCCAUUUCCACCAAACAACAAAAAAUUACGGACCUAAUUGGAACUUUAAAUAAAAAACCUACUAAUUUUCACAACAAACCAGACACUUUUUGACUGUUAACAAUUUGACAUUUAUUAAAGUGUUAAGUCAUAGCCUACUUUAGGCUUGUUUAUUAAACUAAUCCGAAAAUGAGGAUAUAUUGAUGAACAACUUGGCUAUGUAUCUAGGUGUUAAAGUACCUAACUUUUUAAUUAUGCAACAUGUAAUAAAUGUUAAUAAAACCUGAGACUAUAGUUGGGUUUUAAUUUCAGUGUUUUAUAAAUGCCAGAAUAUUCUGCAGGGUGUUGCGAACUUUAAAAUAAACCACAGUUUGAUUGGUACACGCGGUAUACAAUGACAGUUUGUCUGUCUAGCAACAAUAUUGUUACAGCGAUAUUGUUAAAGAAUAAGGCAAUAACAUUUAAAAAAAAAUCACUUAAAUUGGACAACAGGUUUAGGACAUCAAAAAUUAACAAUUUUUAAGGUGGUACGUUAAUUUCUUGGAGAAGUAUACUUUCAUUUGAGGAAGAAGCUGACCUUCUGAAUUCGCGUUUAAAAUCAAGGCAAUAAUUAAUGUCUAUCAGUUGUUUUAAAUGUACAACUUUUAAUAUUGCAACACAAAUACUGAAUUUUUGAAUAUUACGCUUUAAUUACUGACUGGGGCUUAAAAUACAUAUAAUUAUACAUAAUAGAAGAUGUUUUUAGAUUUUUUAUAAAAUGUGCAUAAAUUACACUCAUGAAAUUAAAGUUAAGUAAAAAUUAA